Molecule: messenger RNA, 913 nt
Organism: Halichondria panicea
Lineage: Eukaryota; Metazoa; Porifera; Demospongiae; Suberitida; Halichondriidae
Product: ras-related protein ced-10-like
Exons: 4
Coding region: 71-763 (230 amino acids)
Biological process (GO): small GTPase-mediated signal transduction
Molecular function (GO): GTPase activity; GTP binding
Source: RefSeq, a predicted model, not a curated record
UGUAGAGACCCUUUACCAGUUUGCCUUUACCGUAUUUACACAUUGAUCAACUGAGAUCUUUUUCUCGAAGAUGCAAAACGUGAAGGUGGUCAUACUUGGAGAUGGUGCAGUGGGUAAAACAUGUUUUUUCAUUCGAUGGAGCACCAAUUCAUUCCCCAGUGAAUACGUCCCCACUACGUUUGACAGCUAUGCCGCCGAAAUUAUGGUCGACGGAAAACCAGUCAUAGUGUCGCCAUGGGAUACAGGUGGUGGAGAAGACUACGAUAGGCUCCGCCCACUUUCCUAUCCUGAUACGAACAUUUUCCUUGUUACAUUUUCUAUCAAAUAUCCAACCUCAUUUGCAAACAUCAAAGAGAGGUGGAUACCUGAAGUUCGUCAUUUUUGUCCGAACACACCUGUGCUGCUACUAGGGCUCAAGUGUGACCUCAGAGGUCAAGAGGUCAAUGGUGACUACACUGAGGUCCCCCGUGAAGAUGCUCUGCAACUGGCAAAAGAUCUUGGAGCGGUGGGUUACUAUGAGACAAGUGCCCUAACAGGAGCUGGUGUGAUGGAGGCAAUGGACUUUUGUGUGAGGGCAGGACUAACAAGGGUAGGCAGAAAACGGCACUCCCAAUCAUCUGACCAAUCAUUUUCCACGAAUGCGGCCAGUGAACCUGAACUACCGGCCGAUGAAAAAGCAUCCUCUUCGGUAGAUUUGGCACAAACGAUAAACAACCCAUCUCAUUUAUGUACUGGCAUCUCUGGAAUACCAAAUCCACCAUAAUGUGCACUGGUAGCUAAGAACACUCAGUAGAGAACAUUUUUAAUUAAGUCUAUUUGCAAAAAACUUUUUAUGCAACUUUAUAAUUACAAGUGGAUAUAUUCAUAAGUACAUGCUCCAUUCUAUUUUCAAUAUUUUUAUUUAAUACCAGAA